Phacochoerus africanus (Common warthog) is the source of this 1801-nucleotide messenger RNA. RefSeq names its product acyl-CoA thioesterase 9 (gene ACOT9). Gene Ontology annotation, biological process: acyl-CoA metabolic process. NCBI's taxonomy places the organism in Eukaryota, Metazoa, Chordata, Mammalia, Artiodactyla, Suidae. Bases 272 to 1567 code for a protein of 431 amino acids. The transcript has 15 exons. Gene Ontology annotation, cellular component: mitochondrion. Gene Ontology annotation, molecular function: fatty acyl-CoA hydrolase activity. The record is from RefSeq and is a predicted model, not a curated record.
CGGCGGGGAUGCAACAAAGAUGAACUCAAGCUUCACGCUCUCGAGCCGGGAGGCAGGCGCAGCGUGGCCCCGCCCCCGAACGAGACCCCGCCCCGGGCAGCGUGGCCGUCCCCCCUCGCUCCCCCAUCCCGCGGCCGGGCUGUAAGGGUGCGGUCCUGGAGAGCGAGGUCCGGUCUGGCGCGCGUGCUCUCUCUGUCUCUCCAUCUCGAGCUCUCCAUUGCCUCAGUUUCCCUCCACCGGCGCGCGGGGCCCAGGUCUCUGGCAGAGCGCAAUGAGGCGGGCGGCGCUGCGGCUUUGUACCUUAAGCAAGGGACUGCUUGCUCCCAGCAGAGGACUGACUCAAGGAUCUCAGAAUCCCGAGGAGAGAAUUUUCCACAUUAAUGAAGUUCGAGCUAAGUUGCUGGAAAUAGUAGGAGUGUCCACAAACUGGAGAGACCAUGUGAAAGCAAUGGAGGAACGAAAAUUACUGAGUAGCUUUCUGGCUGAGUCACAAAAAGCACUGCCAUCUAGGAGAAUGAAAGACAGUUAUACCGAAGUUCUCUUGCCUUUGGGCAGUCAGCCUGAAUUGCGAGAGAAAUAUUUGACUGUUCAAAACACCGUAAGGUUUGGCAGGAUUCUUGAGGAUCUUGACAGCUUAGGAGUUCUUAUUUGCUACAAGCACACCAAAAUUCACUCAGCUAAGAUGUCUCCUUUAUCAAUAGUUACAGCCCUGGUGGACAAGAUUGAUAUGUGUAAGAAGAGCUUAAGCCCAGAACAGGACAUCAAGUUCAGUGGCCACGUUAGUUGGGUUGGGAAGACAUCCAUGGAAGUGAAGAUGCAAAUGUUCCAGUUACAUGACAAUGAAUUUUUUCCUGUUUUGAGUGCGACGUUUGUCAUGGUGGCUCGUGAUUCUGAAAAUAAACGGCCAGCAUUUGUAAAUCCACUCAUCCUUGAAAGCCCAGAGGAAGAAGAGCUCUUCAGUCAAGGAGAAUUGAACAAAGGGAGAAGGGUUGCCUUCAGCUCCGCAUCGUUACUGAAAAUGGCUCCUACUGCUGAGGAGAGGACAACCAUACAUGACAUGUUUCUUAGCACGCUGGAUCCAAAGACUAUAAGCUUUCGAAGUCGAGUUUUGCCUCCUAAUGGGGUGUGGAUGGAGAGUUCAAAACUGAAGAGCUUGGAUAUUUGCCACCCUCAGGAACGGAACAUUUUCAAUCGGAUCUUUGGUGGCUUCCUUAUGAGAAGAGCGUAUGAACUUGGAUGGGCUACUGCUUGUAACUUUGGUGGUUCCCGACCGUUUAUAGUAGCCGUGGAUGAUAUCAUGUUUCAGAAACCUGUUGAGGUUGGAUCGUUGCUGUUUCUUUCUUCACAGGUUUGCUUUACUCAGGAGAAUUACAUUCAAGUCAGAGUACACAGUGAGGUGGCCUCUCUUCAGGAUAAAGAGCAUAUGACUACCAAUGUUUUUCAUUUCACCUUCAUGUCGGAAAAAGAAGUGCCCUUGGUUUUCCCCAGAACAUAUGGAGAGUCCAUGCUGUAUUUAGAUGGACAGCGCCAUUUCAGCUCCAUGCACUCACCGGAGACCUUGAAAUAAGACUACCACGUGGAGCCCUAGGAAGACCCCGCUUGUUGAAGACCAGUGCCGGGCAGUAACACAGUGCCUGAUGAAGGCCUGAGCAAGUGUAUUGGUUUCAGUGUUUAUUCUUAUCCUCCCUAGAGAAGAAGAAUGUAUUCAGCUUUUAGGAUGAUCAGAAGAGUGGAACGAGAGAAUGGCUGGGUGGGGGCAGAAGGAAAAAGAGUUAUUAAAUAAUAAAUACUUUAAAGACUU